UGUUGUCUGGGGGAGUUAUUGGUGGGCUGCAACAAGUCGCACACAGAACUUAAAAGGCAUCCAGACGAGGAGAGGAGACAGAAACAAGGAGAGAAGAGAAACGGACAUCAUGAAGCAGCAAACAGCCCUCCUGUUGAUCUGUUUCUUCAGGUCAAGCUUCAGUUUGCCGAUUGCACUUAUUGCGAGCAACAGCAACGAGAUUUUAAGACUGAAUGGAUUAACUCUUGCAGCUCUUGGACAAACACAGGCCUCUUCCCUGUUCCCCCCGUAUGUUCUGCAACAGCAGACCCCCGAAGUGCUGCUCACCCCACAGGUGGUCAAUCUGAACCCUCAAGUGGCAGGUCCAUUCGGCCCCCAGGGGCCACAACUGUUGCUCCCCAACCAGGGCGGCCAGCUGACACCUAUGCUUUUUCCCAACGGCCAGCAAGAGCAGCUCGGACUUCCUCAAGACCCUAACAAUCCCAGAGUUCCUCAGCAGGCCCAAAACACUGCACAGAUGUAUCCACAGUUUCAGUACCCGUCCUUUGGAUUCCCUCAGCUCUACAGGCAGCAGGGUUACCCUUACUUUUACGGCUACCCUCAGCAGAGGAAUGCUGCGGUGUUGCCCAACAACGGACAGCAGAACCUGGAAAGAACGACACAGAGACCACAACUCCCCCUGCAGCAGGCCUCCAAGGUGAAGCAACAGACAGAAAAAACGUGGGCAGCGGGAACACAGAAAGAGUCCACCACUGUUCCACCUGAUCCUCGCGGUGACACGACGGGCCCCGGGCCUGACGAGGGAAAUGGAAACUUCCCCUUCCUGUUUGAGCCUUAGACGUCGGCUGAGAAAGAAAAACUUCUGCUGAGGCCAAACACACGAGCGAGUUUACUCCAACCCAACUGAAACACUCUGCUUUCCCAAAUAAAUAAUUUUGAAUAAAGUUGCUUUUAUGUCGUUUA
Molecule: messenger RNA, 942 nt
Organism: Nematolebias whitei (Rio pearlfish)
Lineage: Eukaryota; Metazoa; Chordata; Actinopteri; Cyprinodontiformes; Rivulidae
Gene: odam
Product: odontogenic, ameloblast associated
Exons: 10
Coding region: 110-817 (235 amino acids)
Source: RefSeq, a predicted model, not a curated record